AUGUUAGUGAGCUCAGGUGCUCAAGACUCGGGUGGACUGUUGCAGUAUGACCAAUACACAAUCAUGGGACCUACUCACACAGCACCAGCGGGUAUGGAUGUAGGAUCAGACCCCAUUCUUCAGGCACACACACGCCCACAGCAGAGUCAGGUGCAUGUGCAGCCACAACUGCAGCCUUCAGGCCAACUCGGGCCCUCCACGAUAUACGAUCACAACUUAGUUCCUAUAAAUAGUAGUACGUUACCACAAAAUAAUAUAGUGGCCCAGGGUGGGCUGCAUCCCGGGAUUCCGCAAUUACCCCUGGAGGUGGGAGACCACCCAACAACCAAUUAUACACAGCACCCACACACAGCGAGUGGCAAUGACCUCGACUCGGCGAAGCAGUCGCACGCGCUUGUACUGUCGUCAACUGAUGUGCACUCUAAGGCCUACGCCCAGGCGAGUGCGCAGCAGCGACAGGUGGACAGCGUGCUGGCACCUCAGAGCCAAUCACCAGGACAGAUACCUACCUACAUGCAAACAUCACUGCACACACAGCCGCACACACACCCCGGCGGACUGCAGCAACUGGGACAAUCGGUGGAAGCUAUGCAGGGCAGUGGUGAAUACACACAUCCACACCCACACCACUCGUUACUGGGCAUGACACAACAGCAGUACGUGGUGGAAGGACCGUCGUCAGUGUUCUCCCAAUUGCAGCCCCAGACACAGACACAGGCGCAAGCUCAAGCUCGUUUGACUCCGCCUAUUCAACAACAACUAAGUAUGGGUGCUCAAGCUCAUGCGCAGCAUGUUAAUCGAGUCUCACCGCAGGAGCACCCGUCGCUGACACAGGUUAGUCCGGCAGGCACACACAGUCCAACUAGGUUUACGCAGACAGGGCCACUUGUCCCGUCGAGGAACACAUCACCACACGCGCUGGAUGAUUCAUCACACACCUUCGACGAGUCAAGUGGAGGCCAUGCACAGACGAAGGAGGUAGACAGUCAACAGGCCGUAUUAGAGCAACACCAGCAACAACAACAACAACAACAACAGCAACAACAACGGCAACAGCAACAACAACGACAACAACAGCAGCAACAACAACAGCAGCAACAACAACAGCAGCAACAACAACAGCAGCAACAAAUACAACAACAACAACAACAAAUACAACAGCAGCAACAACAACAGCAACAACAACAACAGCAGCAGCAGCAAGCAGCCCAGCAGCGGCAGGCACAGUUGGCUCAGGCGCAAGCUCAUUCACAAGCUCAGUCUCGGGUACAGGCAUUGACCCAGGCACAGACACAUGCACAACUGCAAGAUAGGGCCUCAGAGCAUCACCCACAGCAACAGGAACAGCAACUACAACAGCUGCAACAGCCGCAAGAGCAAGUGCAGGAUCAGGACCAGGACCAGGAGCUAGAGUUCCAAUCGGCGUCACAGUUUGAUUAUCUCCCACCACAGGCGUAUGCGCAUAUGUACCCACAGCAGUUGCUGCAGUCUCACGAGGCUCCUACACAGUACUAUGGCGAAGACACUUCACAACCGGGUGUGGAAUCGCGGAUGGAGCAGGCCAAUGACAGGCAGUCGAUAUCACCUCAUCGGGAGCCAGAGGAAAGUCAACAAUUAGAACAUCAACAAUUAUCACAGAUGGAGUCCAACCUCGAUCAUCUACAACUGCGACCGCAGCCGGAAAACGACACUCGACAGCAGCCGCAAGUGACACAGCAGAUCACUGAUACACAACAGCACACAGAAGCAACGCAGCAGGCAGACGUACAGCAGCAGGCAGACGCACAGCAGCAGCAGCGGCAACAGCAACAGCGGCAACAAGAACAGCAUGAGCUGCAUAUGCAGUUACAACAACAACACCGAGAGGGCCAGGAACGAUUCAGACAGCAGCAGGCAUUGCAGGAGCACCAGCAACAGCAGUACCAGCACCAGCAGCUACAACAACAACAGCAUCAGCAACAACAGCACCAGCACCAGCACCAGCAACAACAGCAUCAUCAGCACCAGCAUGAGUUAGUGCAGCUACACAAUGACCACGAGGCUUUUCAAGACGAGGGAGAGCCUGGAUUAGAUGAUUUGCCGCACUUUGAAAACCAUGAUCACAGCCUGCAACACGAGCAUGAGCAUGAGCAUAGCCUGAUCCACGAUUCGGAUCUACACACUUCCGAACACAACAUGCAGUCACACGACGAGGAUGUUAUGUUCGAUGAUCUAGACCAGCAGGAGCACGCACACCAACACCAGCAAGCACAGCACGAAUUAGAAAACCUGCCCCUAGAACACCUGCACGAACGCUCGCGGACAGACACGCAUGAGAAUAUAAUGCGAGGCCUGAGCGACUCGGAAGACGCGACCUUGGACAUCCCGGAGGUGAUGGGUGACGAUGUGGAUGAUGCCAACAGUGUACUACGCGGCGAUGAACUGACGGGGCACGACCACUCACAUAGCCACGGGAUGAGUCAUGCACCCCCACAUGGCCCGCAGGAGCACACGCUGCUUUCGUCUCUCACAGUGACGGCUAAUCGGUAG
Molecule: messenger RNA, 2529 nt
Organism: Sphaeroforma arctica JP610
Lineage: Eukaryota; Ichthyosporea; Ichthyophonida
Exons: 1
Coding region: 1-2529 (842 amino acids)
Source: RefSeq, a predicted model, not a curated record